GUCGAGAGAGAGAGAGAGAGAGAGAGAGAGAGCGCGUGUGUGUGUGAGGGCGAGGGAGCUGCCUGACUGCCAGACUGCUGUAGCUCGGUAAGAGUGAAGGACAUCGAGAGGACAGAGCUGCUUUCAGCUUGGAUUAUAUUAUACCCCAGGAGCUGCACUGUUACUGGUGUGUGGAGAGGGGGUACAGUGUGUUUUUAAGAGAACGAGGACAGUUGGAACUACAGAGCCGUGUGUGUAUGUGAGCGGUACAAUGUAUGUGUCUGAUUUAAGGGGGUACGUUGUAUGUGUGUGUUAACGAUGCGGUCGGAGCGUGCGAGCCGUGUGUGUAUCGUGGUGCUGGAGGAUGAGGAGGAGGAACAUUCCUCUCCUCCUCGUCCCUCUCCUCCUCACCCCUCUCCCCUCCUUCACCCCAAACCCUCUCCGGACCGCAAGUCCCAUCAUGCCGUAUGUCGCAGAGCUCAGGAAGACAAGCCCUCUCUGCUGAAAGCCAUCUCAGUGUGGACCCUAAUGAAGUCCGCUCCUCUAUUCAAGAAGGAGGAUGUCAACGUACAGGACAGUGAGAAAAGGACCCCGCUCCACGCUGCAGCCUAUCUAGGAGACGCUGACAUCAUCGAACUCCUCAUCCUCUCAGGAGCCAGAGUAAAUGCUAAAGACAAUAAGUGGUUAACUCCUCUUCACCGAGCUGUUGCCUCCUGCAGCGAGGAUGCAGUGUGUAUGUUGAUAAAACACAGUGCUGAUGUGAACGCGCGGGAUAAGAACUGGCAGACUCCUCUCCAUGUUGCUGCCAACAACAAGGCUAUCCGCGUUGCCGAGGCCCUCGUCCCAUUGCUUAGCAACGUCAAUGUGUCGGACCGGGGUGGACGCACAGCCCUGCACCAUGCUGCCUUCAGCGGACACCUGGAGAUGGUGAAGCUGCUUCUCUCCAGGGGAGCUAACAUCGACGCCUUUGAUAAGAAAGACAGGCGAGCCAUCCACUGGGCUGCCUACAUGGGCCAUAUGGAGGUGGUGAGGUUGUUGGUGUCUAGUGGAGCAGAGAUAGACUGUAAAGAUAAGAACUCUUAUACUCCUCUACAUGCCGCUGCCUCUAGUGGGAUGACUACCACUACGGGUCAAGCCAGUCUACCCUACAGGGUCUCUAGACGGGUCAAGCCAGUCUACCCUACAGGGUCUCUAGACGGGGUCAAGCCAUCUACCUACAGGGUCUCUAAACGGGUCAAGCCAGUCUACCCUACAGGUCUCAACGGGGUCAAGCCAGUCUACCCUACAGGGUCUCUAGAGGGCAUCAGGCCAGUCUACCCUACAGGGUCUCCAGAGCGGUCAGCCAGUCUACCCUACAGGUCUCUAACGGGUCAGCUCUACCCUACAGGGUCUCUAGACGGGUCAAGCCAGUCUACCUACAGGGUCUCUAGACGGGUCAAGCCAGUCUACCUACGGUCUCUAGACGGGGUCAAGCCAGUCUACCCUACAGGGUCUCUAGAGGGAUCAGGCCAGUCUACCCUGCAGGGUCUCUAG
This is a messenger RNA of Salvelinus sp. IW2-2015, 1512 nucleotides long. Its product is annotated as serine/threonine-protein phosphatase 6 regulatory ankyrin repeat subunit A. The record is from RefSeq and is a predicted model, not a curated record. Gene Ontology annotation, molecular function: protein binding. NCBI's taxonomy places the organism in Eukaryota, Metazoa, Chordata, Actinopteri, Salmoniformes, Salmonidae.